Messenger RNA from Microthlaspi erraticum, 291 nucleotides. Lineage: Eukaryota; Viridiplantae; Streptophyta; Magnoliopsida; Brassicales; Brassicaceae. The record is from the annotation of a GenBank genome assembly.
AUGGGGGGAAGUUAUGUGGAGCAAGCUCGUGAGAAUCACGUCAAGAAGAAGGUCGAAGAAGCUCUGCGUAGCAAGAUGAAGGCAAAAGCAUUAAGCGAAUGUGACGAGUUCGUUUCCAAGUAUGCUGAAUGCGCAACAGGAAGAACAUUUUCUGUGGUAUGGACAUGUCGUAAGCAAGCUAAGGAGCUCAACACUUGCCUCCAUGAAUUCACUAAUGACGAUGUCUUGGAGAAAAUGAAGAAAGAGUACAUGCUUCAAGAAGAGGGCAAAGUCUCGGCGUCGACCAUUUAA